GCAGAUCGGGAGCGGUGCCAAGAAAAAUUUCCUUACUAGAUGACAUUUCAUCGCAAUGUCCGAUCGUUUGGGGCAAAUAACCAAGGGCAAGGAUGGGAAAAGCAAGUAUUCGACUCUCAGCCUGUUUGAUAAGUAUAAAGGAAAAUCAGUAGACGCGAUCAGAUCCUCAGUUCUUCCUAGACAUGGCUUACAGAGUCUCGGGAAAGUUGCCACAGCCCGGCGUAUGCCACCGCCUGCAAACCUACCAAGCUUGAAGUCUGAAAACAAAGGAAACGACCCCAACAUCGUUAUAGUGCCCAAGGACGGGACGGGAUGGGCAAACAAGGAGCAGCAAGACCCAAAGAGUUCCAGUGCGACGGCCUCUCAGCCGCCGGAGUCGCAGCCGCAGCCGGGUUUGCAGAAAUCUGUCUCCAAUUUACAGAAGCCGACACAGUCAAUCAGUCAAGAGAGUACAAGUUCAGCGCCAGGUGGACCAAAGUCAUGGGCACAGCUGAAUGGAAAGCCAGCAGGACACGAAGGUGGUUUAAGGGGCUCAAGCCGACUGUUAUCCUUCUCUCCCGAGGAAUUUCCGACGCUGAAAGCAGCUGGAGGGCAGGACAAGGCUGGCAGAGAAAAGGGCGUCUUAGAUCUGUCGUAUGGGCCAGGACCAAGCCUCCGCCCUCAGAAUGUGACAAGCUGGAGGGAGGGCGGUGGGCGAAACAUAAUUUCUGCCACGUCUCUGAGCGCCUCCCCAACUGAGCUGGGCAACAGGAACUCAAGUGCGGGAGACGGAGCCCCCUCCUCGGCAUGUACCAGCGAUUCUAAGGACCCCUCUCUCCGCCCGGCUCAGCCUGUCCGAAAAGGGGCUUCACAGUCCAUGGGGAGUGUAUACCACCCACCUACAUACCAUGACAUGCUUCCUGCUUUUAUGUGUUCGCCACAGUCAUCAGAGAACCAGGGUACAGUGGAACGAGGAUCUUUUCCCCUUCCCCAGCUCCGUCUUGAGCCCCGUGUUCCUUUUAGACAGUUCCAGAUGAAUGACCAAGACGGAAAAGAAAACAGGAUGGGGGUGACUCGCCCGGUCCGUCCCCUGAGGCAGCUGGUGGAACGGGCGCCACGGCCCACCAUUAUCAAUGCGGAAAACCUGAAGGGCCUUGACGAUCUGGACACCGACGCUGACGAUGGCUGGGCAGGCCUCCAUGAGGAAGUGGACUACUCUGAGAAAUUGAAGUUCAGUGAUGAUGAAGAGGAGGAAGAAGCUGUGAAGGAUGGCAGGCCAAAGUGGAACAGCUGGGACCCCAGGCGGCAGCGGCAGUUGUCAAUGAGCUCUGCAGACAGUGCUGAUGCCAAGCGCACCCAAGAGGAAGGGAAGGACUGGGGUGAGACAGUAGGCAUGAGCCGUGUCGUCCGGAAGGUGCCAGAACCUCAGCCGCCUUCCAGGAAGCUUCACAGCUGGGCGUCAAGCCCUGACUACCAGAAGUCCUCCAUAGGCAGCAUGUUCCGGCAGCAGUCUGUAGAAGACAAAGAGGACAAGCCGCCGCCGCGGCAGAAGUUCAUCCAGUCAGAGAUGUCUGAGGCUGUGGAACGAGCCCGAAAGCGCCGGGAAGAGGAGGAGCGCCGGGCCCGGGAGGAGCGGUUGGCCGCCUGUGCUGCCAAACUCAAGCAGCUGGACCAGAAGUGUAAGCAGGCGCAGAAGGCGAGCGAGGCCCAGAAACAGGUGGAGAAGGAGGUUCCCCGCUCUCCAGGCAUCGAGAAAGUGCCUACACAGGAGAAUGGCCCUGCUGUCCGCAAAGGCUCCCCUGAGUUCCCUGCCCACGAAGCCCCCAACAUGUUUUCGGAAGAAGCUCCCACAGCUCCUCCAGCUGUGGCUCAGAGCGGCAGCAGUGAGGAGGGGGCCAGGGAGGCUGGAUCCCCUGCACAGGAAUUCAGCAAGUACCAGAAGUCCCUUCCUCCCCGAUUUCAGCGCCAGCAGCAGCAGCAGCAGCAGCAGCAGCAGCAGCAGCAGCAGCAGCAGCAGCAGCAGCAGCAGGAGCAGCUGUACAAGAUGCAGCACUGGCAGCCGGUGUACCCUCCUCCGCCUUCGCACCCACAGCGCACCUUCUACCCGCACCACCCCCAGAUGCUGGGCUUCGAUCCCAGGUGGAUGAUGAUGCCUUCCUACAUGGACCCCCGGAUCACGCCCACCCGGACCCCAGUGGACUUCUAUCCCUCAGCCCUGCACCCCUCGGGAUUGAUGAAACCCAUGAUGCCCCAAGAUCCCCUCGGUGGGACUGGCUGUCGCUCUGAGGACCAGAGCUGUGUGCCCCCACUGCAGGAAAGGAAGGUGACUGCCAUCGAUCCAGCCCCUGUGUGGGGCCCCGAGGGCUACAUGGCGUUGCAGAGCAAGGGCUACUCGCUCCCCCACCCGAAAUCCAACGACACUUUGGCCAUGGACGUGCAUGUCAGGAAUGAAAGCUCUUACUCUGCCUCACCCGGAAGGUCAGGGGGCGUAAGUGCCCAGCGAGAUCUCCUUGAGGAGAGAGGGGAGGAGUACUUGAGUGCUUUUGACAAGAAGGCCCCCGCAGACUUUGACAGCUGUGUCUCUUCUCAAAGAAUAGGCCAGGAGCUUUUGUUUCCAUCCCAAGAAAAUGUUCAGGAAGCAGGUGCUCCUGGGAGUCACACCCCAAACCUCAGGUGUUCCCCCUUGGAGCCCGACUUUUCCCCUGCUGAGAAAAAACCAGAGUAUAGCAGUUGGGACAUUAGCCACCAGCCAAAGGCCGCUGACACAGCCACCGCUGCUGAGAAGGAGGCGCCCCGGGAGGAGCCAUCCUUUAGCGUCUCCUCCUGGGAGAAGGAAGGGAGCCCCAACAAACAGCCAUCCCUGGAGCCCGAGUGGACACCGGAACCCCGGGGCUCUGGCAGCCAGCACCAGGAGCAGACCAGCAGGGCCCGGAGGUCGGGGCCCAUCAAGAAACCUGUCCUGAAAGCCCUCAAGGUGGAAGACAAGGAGAAGGAACUCGAGAAGAUGAAGCAGGAGCCAGGAGAAGGGAGUGUCCACCUGGCCCAGGAGAAGGGGCCCGUCCGUCAGAUGGCAGAGAACGAGGACCAAGAGAACGACCCAGCACUGGCCAACUCGGGCCCCGCCCCCCCAGAGGACCUGGGCUCUGCCCACGCUGGUUUGGGCCACGAGGCCAGCAAGCGCGAGGAGGAUGAGAAGCCCGACAGGGCCUGGGAGACCAGACCCUCCCGAGAGUCCAGCGACACCCCCCCGACAAAGAGGAAUAACUGGAUCUUUAUUGACGAGGAGCAAGCCUUUGGGGGCCGAGGGCAGGUGCGGACCCGUGGCCGCGGUUUCAGAGAGUUCACCUUCCGCGGGCGGCCUGCCGGCGGCCUCUGCAGUGGGGGGGUUCUCGGGGCACGAGGCAUCUACAGCAGCAGCCAGAGAAGUGGCCGAGGCCGGGGACUGCGGGAGUUCGGUCAGCCGGAGGACUUCCCUCGGGCCAAGCCCCGGCGGAGGAUCGCCAGCGAGACCCACAGUGAGGGCUCCGAGUACGAAGAGCUUCCCAAGCGGCGGCGGCAGAGGGGCGCGGAGCCCGGGGACGAAGGCCCACUCCCUGAGAGGGAGGAGGGCGCCUCGAGGAAAGGCGACUUCAGAGAGUCCUGGCGGUCCAGCAGGGUGUACCCCGAGGACCAUGGUGGACUGGAUGCCAAGAACCGAGGCCCUCGGGCCUUUGGGCGAGCCCUUCCGCCGCGGCUGAGCAAUUGCGCAUAUGGUCGGAGAACCUUCAUGUCCAGGGACCCCACCCACUGGCAGGGCAAGAGCCUGGCUGCCUCCCGGCAGGAGUACGGCCCUCCCGACGCCUGCGGGGCCCGGCGGCCCCCAGACCGAGAUCUUAUCCCGGACACCUACAGACACUCAGAUGCGCUGGGCGCGCGGGCCUUUGAGGACAGCCGCGUGGAGGACAAGAGGUCCUUCUUUCAAGAUGACCACACGGCAGACUCUGAGAACGCCGAGAACCGGCCCUUCAGGAGAAGGCGGCCCCCACGCCAGGACAAACCACCUCGCUUCCGGCGCCUCCGGCAGGAGCGAGAAUCCCUGGGCCUAUGGGGGCCAGAGGAGGAGCCCCCUCUGCUGGCUGGCCCGUGGCCAGGCCGGCCCAGGCUGUGUCCUGGGGACAAGGGUGGUGCUGUGGGCCGCAGGUCCCCUGAGCUCUCAUACCAGAAUUCCUCCGAUCCAGCCAAUGAGGAGUGGGAGACGGCCUCCGAGAGCAGCGACUUCAGCGAGCGACGGGAACGGCGAGACGGCCCCGAGCCCGACCCCCAGGUGGACGGCAGCCUGCCUGGGGCAGGUUUGGGCGAGAAGAAGGAGUUGGCCAAGAGGAGCUUCUCCAGUCAGAGACCCCUGGUUGACAGACAGAGCCGAAAGCUGGAGCCGGGAGGGUUUGGGGAGAAGGCUGUUAGGCCAGGUGGUGGUGAAACUUCUCCCCGUUAUGAGAGCCAACAGAGUGGGACGCCUUUGAAAGCCAAAAGGUCCCCAGAAGAGGCCUUGCCUGGAGGCCUGGGCUGCAGCACUGGGAGCGGCCACUACACGCUGGAGAGGGCACUCCAUGCCACCUCUGACAUCCCUGAAGCCUCCUGUGAGAAGACAGAGAAGGAGCCCAAGCUGACUGUUCAGAGGGCAGGCGAGCAGGGAGAGACCAUGAAACAGUUUGACCUGAGCUAUGGAAAUGCCAUCGUUGAAAAUUGCGGGUCCAGCCCAGGGGAGGAGAGUGAGGUGGGCUCUAUGGUGGGAGAAGGCUUCAUUGAAGUCCUGACCAAGAAACAGCGCCGCCUGCUGGAGGAAGAGAGGAGAAAGAAAGAGCAAGCCGUGCAGGUACCUGUCAAAGGUCGAGGUCUUUCCUCUCGUAUCCCUCCUCGGUUUGCUAAAAAGCAAAACAACCUGUGCCUGGAGCAAGGCGAUGGGACUGUGCCUGGCAGUAGCCUGGGCACCGAGAUCUGGGAGAGCAGCAGCCAGGCCCUCCCCAUUCAGGCCUCAACCAGCGACUCCUGGACCAAAGCUGCCACUGCCUUCAACAGCGCUGAGCCUGGCUCUGCUGAGCAGGGUUUUAAGAGCAGCCAGGGAGAUAGUGGCGUUGACCUGAGCGCCGAGUCUCGAGAGUCAUCUGCGACCUCCUCGCAGCGCAGCUCCCCGUAUGGCACUCUGAAGCCAGAGGAGGUGAGCGGGCCGGGCCUGGAAGCCAAGGCCGACGGCCACAAGGAGCAGGCGCAGAAGCAGUCGGAGCCAAAGGAUUCAGAACAAGGCUCAGGACAGAGCAAGGAGCACAGACCGGGACCUAUCGGCAACGAGCGUUCUCUGAAAAACAGAAAGGGCUCGGAGGGGGCCGAGCGGCUGCAGGGGGCCGUGGUCCCACCUGUUAAUGGGGUAGAGAUUCACGUGGACUCCGUGCUGCCGGUGCCACCCAUUGAAUUUGGAGUCAAUCCAAAAGACUCUGACUUUAGCUUGCAGCCUGGUUCUGCCUCUGGUCCCACAGGGAAUCCAGUUGUUAAACUUCAGGACGCGUUGGCCAGUAAUGCUGGGCUGACGCAGAGCAUUCCCAUUCUCCGGCGCGACCAUCACAUCCAGAGGGCCAUGGGCCUCUCCCAGAUGUCCUUCCCCACCGCUGACCUCACUCUGAAGAUGGAGUCUGCGCGCAAGGCUUGGGAAAACUCACCCAGUUUGCCGGAGCAGAGCUCUCCAGGAGGCGCUGGCUCGGGCCUCCAGCCCCCAUCCUCUGCGGGAGCCUCCAGCGGGGUCAGCUACAGCUCCUUCGGCGGAGUCUCCAUGCCGCCCAUGCCCGUGGCCUCAGUGGCACCUUCUGCUUCCCUUCCAGGCAACCACCUGGCACCUCUCUACCUGGAUGGCCAUGUGUUUGCAAGUCAGCCCCGGCUGGUCCCUCAAACGAUACCUCAGCAGCAGAGUUACCAACAGGCCGCCGCUGCCCAGCAGAUCCCAAUUUCCCUUCACACAUCUCUGCAGGCUCAAGCUCAGCUUGGACUGAGGGGCGGGCUCCCCGUCUCCCAGUCUCAGGAGAUCUUCAGCUCCUUACAGCCCUUCAGAUCUCAGGUGUACAUGCACCCCAGCCUGUCACCGCCCAGCACCAUGAUCCUCUCUGGAGGCACAGCCUUGAAGCCCCCGUACUCGGCGUUCCCAGGCAUGCAGCCUUUGGAGAUGGUGAAGCCCCAGUCCGGCUCGCCCUACCAGCCCAUGAGUGGAAACCAAGCCCUGGUCUACGAGAGCCAGCUUGGCCAGGCUGCAGGGCUCAGCGCCUCCCAGAUGUUGGACUCCCAGCUCCCACAGCUGACGAUGCCGCUGCCCGGCUCCCAGCUGCCCCUGCCUCGCUAUGGCUCCGGGCAGCAGCCCCUGAUCCUGCCACAAUCCAUCCAGCUGCCGCAGGGGCAAAGCCUCUCUGUCGGGGCCCCCCGAAGAAUUCUCCCGCCUGGGUCCCAGCCUUCGGUCCUUAACACCAGCAGAGAGUCCUCUCAGAUGGAGAUGAAGGGCUUCCACUUUGCCGACAGUAAGCAGAAUGUUCCUUCAGGAGGCUCUGUGCCGUCGCCACAGACCUACAGGCCUAGCUCUGCUAGCCCCAGUGGGAAGCCCUCUGGAUCAGCAGUUAACAUGGGCUCUGUGCAGGGACACUACGUUCAACAGGCCAAACAACGAGUGGAUGAAAAGCCCAGCCUGGGAGGCGUGAAGCUGCAGGAGGCGCCCUCAGCCGCUUCCCCGAUGAAGCGAACGGGAGCCAUCAAGCCUCGGGCAGUCAAAGUGGAGGAGAGCAAGGCCUGAAGGGGCUCUGGCCGCCUGCCCCGAGGACCGCCGCCACGCAACCGGAUGCUGAUGCUGCGGAGUCUCACCGACGGAUGGAUGCACCGUCCACCCCCGGGAGGGACUGAGAGACCUCCCUCUCUUCUCCACUCCUGAAAGCAACGUCGUCCAACCAGCUUGCACCCCUGGAUACGUGGCAUUGACCUGCUUGCUUGAAUACGAAACAAACAAAAAAGCAGACGACUCCAUUCCCAUCUCCUUUCCGCCACGACUGCGGAGGGACAGCCUUCGCGCAGUGCAGAUGAGCCGUCCCUCCUGUCCCGCUCCCUCCUGGCCGCAGGGGCCCUCACAGCGCUUUCUCCCCGCCCGCCUCCUGUCUGUCCCCAGGCACACUGGUUUGGCAGCAGGGCCAUUUUAUUAGUUGGAGACUUUUUGUUUUAAAAAGCAGCUAAAGAUUUUACAAAGGAGAAAGGAAAAGAAAACAAAAACACAAGCUAUGUCUGUGUAGCUGGACUUUUAUAUGUCCUUCACCAUUCUCUCCCCACCCCCUUUUCUGUUCUGGUAGUUUCCUAUGAACUCUCUCCUGUUAGUUUGGCACAUCACAGCGAUACCUUAAGAGAUGACUCUUAAGAAUGUGUCCUCUCCUGAUCUCUGUUGGUUAAUCCUUGAGGUUACUUGUAAAAAGGAGUGGUGAUUUAAGAUACGCUCCUAAGCACAGGGUGUCCCACCGUGUGCUUGGGAGGUGGUGAUGCGGCGGGGAGGGUGGGCGGGUGGGCGGCGUUUCAGUUGAGUUCCAGCCCCUGGCCUGAUGGCCCAGGGGAGCUUACGGGCAGCCCAGUGAGGUUAAUGGCGUUUUUAGCAUAAGAAUUAAACAGAAUUUCUGUCUUAGACUCUUCUGAAGCUAGUGGGAACACUGACCGCUGGGCACCCAAGGUGAAUCAUGGAGAUUAAGGCUCUGGCAUUUUCCAGCUUGGCCUGGGCAGUGCACGGACAGCACCAGGCACCAUCACCCUUCAGCGUCUCUGCUUCUGGGGCUUCAGCACCUUCAGGGGCUGUUUCACAUACUCCCCCUUUCCUCAAACUUUCCAUAUCAUGCCCGUCUCCUUCCUUCUUCCUGAGCCUGCUGCCUCCUCUCUGGGUCCUCCUGUCCCUCCACUUCCCAUGCAGCUAGAAACCGGUUCCUCCGUGUGGUGAUGGGAGUGGGGGUGGCUGUCACCAGAGACCGUGCAGUUCCUCUGCAUAGUGACCAGAGGGCAUGGAUGGCGGUUUGGCUGGAUCUGCACGUGGUCUGGGAGGCUGCUGGGACAGAGAGGCCUGAACUGAGCAGUGGGUGUGGGUCUUUGCAGAGGCCAGAGCAGGGUCCGGGGGAAGGUAAGAUGGGUCGCAGGGCUGACCGUGGUUCUGGAACAGCCUGGGUGGUCUCUUGAGUCUGCAGAGCCGCCUCUGUCAGGAUGUGUGUGUGAGGCAUUUUAUGCUGGGGGUUUUCUUGUUUUUAAAAGAAGAACUAGAAGGAAAUCCUCCCAGAUUCUGUCAUCCCAAGGAAGGGCGAGAGGAUGUUUAUUUCAAGCUUUGCACAUUCUCUUCAGAGUAACUAACCAGCCAUCUACCUGUCAUUGCUGGUGGGUCCAGGGAAGACCUGGCUCAGAGGAUGAGGGGGUAGGCAAUAGGGGAUGUGCCCCGGGCCGUGGUCUUCGGCUCCGUGUCCAGUGAGGACACAGGAAAGGAAGUGCCUCGGGGACCACUGGGGUCACUGCUCGUUGCUCCUCACUGCUUUAAGGGAAUGGGGACAGCCUCCUAGCAGAGUGCCCAGGUCUCUUCCUGGGGUCAUCUGGAGAGGACCGGAUGCUUUACUGCUUAAACAAUAGCUUUCAGCACUCCCCUCCUUGCCUCUACUCUCAGACCUUACUUCUCACUAGCCUGUCUUUUUUUCUCCUUCAUCCCCUGAAUCUUGACCCUAAAGUCCCUUCUCAAAGGGCCACCCAUUGAAUGGAGGGCCCCGUGUGCCCAUGCGCUCUCCACCCACUUCCCCGGCGGGCAUCUGGCUGCUGUCCCAGUCCCGAGCCGCCCUCCUCUCUGCUUCCGGCCGCCCCUGCGGGAGCCACACACUUACAGUUAGAAAACACGGCCAGACCCCUCACACUUAAUUCCAGUGCACGUUGUCUAUCAAAAGGAAAAAAGUUUUUGUCACUUUGGAAUUCAACAGAACAGUCCUGGAUGCUGUUACAAACUCAAGAUGUACCCUUCAGGUGAACCUGCCAUCACAGUGACAGUGCUCCCUGUUUGAGGGGGGAAAAAAGGGUCACCUGUUAUCCUGCCCUUUUCUCUACCCCUGUAUCCCCCACUCCCCAAUAAAAACAGAAAACACUAGAAUUUAUUUAUAUGUAUUGAUGUUGUAGGUCUAGGUGAAAAAAAGGUAAAUGUUUCACUGCUCUAUUUAUAUAUAAUGUCUGAAUUAUUCUGUGCAGGAAAGGCCAGGAAAUUGCAUGUGAAGUUCAGUGCGUUUACCACCUCUCUGUGCCCAAGCUGUGGUCUCUUUCCCACUAAGAUACGGAUUUUGAAUUGAACUCUGGAGGCAGAAGGUAGGCCUCAGGCCUGCCCAACACCCAGUCCCUUCCUUGGCCUGAUUAAAUGCAGAGUUAAUCAGGUCUGAUUAGUGCAGACAUGUUUUAAGGUGCAAUAUCUCUCCUCUAAUGUGGUUUUUAGAGCCAAGCUCAAGGUAAUAGGACUUAAGGUCUUACUUUGGCUUCAAAUCCCCAUCCUCAGAGUGCAUGUCCAUGCAGAGGCCUCUGCCAGAAUGCUGUGAGGCUUUGGCGGGAACAGGCGAAGACCAGCACUUAACUUUUCUGCCACUGAGGUUGUGGGGGGUGUCAGAACCUUCUCCCUGCACCUUUGCCUACUAAAAAUGCCCUCUCUUCUGAUGCUGGCAGCUUUGCCCUGGCUGUUGAAGCUGUAGCCCGCUACUCGGCAGCAGUGACCCGCCGUAGUGCACGUCCAGCGUCAGUUUCUCAGUGGGGUGAAGCCCCAGAGUGUGGGUUCAUGUAUCUGUGAGGCGUCGUCCCCCACUGAAGACUUCUUUGUCAGCUGUAUUUGGUCUGGUUUUCUUUACCAUUGCUUCUCUCUCUUUUUUUUUUAAUCAACAUGAUUACUGUUUUCAAACUUGGAAUUCAUACACUUCUGGCUCUUGGUUCUUUAAGGGGGAAAACUAAAGGAUGACUUUCCCACAUUCAGGAAACUCGGUUGGUCCGGUUCCAAAGCCAUGGCUAUUCCAGCCAUUUUGAGGGGAUACUGUGGUAGCUUGUUAAAUAUUGGCAUCAGUUCUCUCCAGCCGUACCCUCGUCCUCCUGUCUUCUGGAUCCACCUUCUGGAUGGUUGAUGAGGUUUGUGACUAAUGCCCACGGGCCAAGGAGGUGGAGGGUGUGCACACGUGUGCAGCCUCAUGCAGAUCUGGCCCCUUGGGGCAGUGGGUGGUGAACUGGGAAAGCCCCCUCUGCUGUUUGGUUCCCCUCUGCCAAGUAGCUGCAUGUUGCCUCUCAAAUUUGCAUUUGUUCCUUUUCCCUUCUUGCAGAGCAAGCCUGGGUUAGAAGGUCUGUUGGAAAUGGCCUUCCACAGCCAAGGACACUAGAAUGUUUGUGCUUUGUUGUGUUCUGUGAUGACUGGGAAAUGCAGACUUCCAGAAAGCCAGCUCUUCCUGUCUGAAAAAUGUGAGACGGACCUAAGAGAGAUCACCCCGACAGGAGUGGCUCAGGGACGGGGUCAGACGCUGCCCCCCAGCUGUGCUCUCGACCCGGACCACCAGCGCAUUUGUGGCUAGUGAUCUUCCCGGUGCAUCCCACCUGCUUUUCAGCUUUUCUCCAGCCGUUAGGUGGUCUCCAAGAUGGCAGCAGUGUCUCCAGGGCCCUUCCUUCACGCUGCGAAGCCUGGGAGUGGAACUUUCUGUAAAGCUCCGUGGAUGACUCUUCCGUUGUUCAGAGGGGAUACUGUACUCCAGGCUUCGGACCUCAUGCCUUGCAUCAUCAAAAGGGUUUGGGGUUUUGUUCCUGAGAGGGUGGUUUGUUUUUUUUUCCUUAUUUUGGCCUUUCCUCUCUUUGUCUUUUCACGUAGACCAGAUAUUUGAAAGGGCAGACGAUGGCUAAAGGUGUAACAUGCAGCUUGUUUCUACGUUGUUUGGGGGAGCUUUGACCUUGGAUGGAAAUGGAACUGUGGACUCAACUGGCCAUGGUGGCCCACUCACCCUCCCCUCUUCCCUCCGGUUCAGUACCUGUUGUUUCUCCUUUCAAAUAUGUGAUUGUACUAGCUCUUUCCAUAUGAAAGAAUUCUCCUUAUUUAAAUAAAAAAAGUUAAAAAAAAAA
This is a messenger RNA of Vicugna pacos (alpaca), 11109 nucleotides long. NCBI's taxonomy places the organism in Eukaryota, Metazoa, Chordata, Mammalia, Artiodactyla, Camelidae. The record is from RefSeq and is a predicted model, not a curated record.